CGCAGCCGGAAUAUGGAGUUGCACGGAAACGUUAUCUGCUCUUCGUCGACGAUGAACAAUAUAAGUGCCCCUCUGGUCCACAUCUGGGCAGUCAAGCAAUCCAGCAAGUUUCACAUUCAGAAUCGCGACUCUACCAAGACUAAUCACUUACCAUGCCGGUCUUCACCGAAUUCGCCUCCAAGUCUCGAGACCUCCGAGUCCUUCCAUCCUUCGCCCCUCCGCUGCCUCGUUUCUCACCACCCUUCCAGCCUAAAGGAGAUGGGACCGAGCGGUAUGAAGUGGUUAUCGUAGGGGCCGGGCCCGCGGGACUCAUGCUGCAGCUUCUUCUGGCCAGAUAUGGACUGAGCGACGAGUCUCUGCUAUGCAUCGAUUCCAAGUCAAGCACGUUGAAGUCCGGCCAGGCCGAUGGUAUCCAGCCCCGGACAUUGGAGGUGUUGAAAACAUUGGGCAUUUCGGACGAGAUCGAGAACGAGGCGUGCCAGAUCUGGGAUUUUGCCUUCUGGAACACAGCUACCGACGCCUCCAAAAUCAUCGAGCGCAAGUCCAUUCUCCCCGACGUGAUACCCGAGGCGCGCUUUCCCUAUGAAGCUACCAUCCACCAGGGGCGGGUGGAACGCAUAAUGGAAACCGACCUCCUGCGAUACUCCAAGAGAGGAGUGCAAAGAGACACCAAGCUGCUCAACGUUCAGAUCGAUGAAACAGAUGCCGAGUUUCCCGUUGUGGCCGAGAUCGAGACGCACGGUGUUAGACGAGUUAUUCGGUCCAAACACUUGGUUGGUGCAGAUGGUGCACACUCCAUGGUUCGUCAAUCUAUGGGACUGAAGCUGGAGGGCCAGUCGUUGGACCAUAUCUGGGGCGUUGUGGACAUGGUGGCGGACACCAACUUCCCUGACAUUCGCAAACGGUGUGCGAUCCACUCCCCGGCUGGCUCGGUGAUGGUGAUUCCCCGGGAGCAGAUCGUGACGGGUGAGUAUCUCACUCGACUCUACGUACAGGUGCCAGGGAUUGUGAACCCAGACAGCGACGUUGCCGGGGAAUCUGCAGACCCGUGCGUCGAGGAUGCCAGAGUACGCCGCAGCAAAGUGACGCUCGACGAGAUCCUGAAGCAAGCCACGGACGCGUUCAAGCCGUACUGCCUGCGACCCAAGAGCGACGAGUCCAUCGACUGGUGGGCCGCUUACCAGAUUGGUCAGCGGGUCUCACCUGAAUUUACUGUCAAGGACUCUGCUGGUAUUGACCGGGUGUUCAUAGCGGGAGACGCCUGCCACACACACAGCCCGAAGGCCGGCCAAGGAAUGAACGUAUCCAUGAUGGACUCUUACAAUCUGGCCUGGAAACUGGCCUACCACAUCCACGGGCUCAGUCCCGCCUCCGCCCAGCAGGGGCAUCCGGAUCCUCUGCUCCACACCUACCAGCUGGAACGGCAUGCCAACGCACAGCAGUUGAUUGACUUCGACCGCAAGUUCUCGACCAUCUUCUCCGGUCAGCUCGACAGCGAGUCGGGCCUGUCGCACGCCGAGUUUGUGGAGACGUUCAACACGGGCAACGGCUUCACCAGCGGAUGUGGGGUGGAGUAUGCCGAUAACAUGAUCGUGGCGAAGACGCCUGACGGAUCCAUCCAUCCUGUGCGAGGGGACGACUACCUGUCGGGGAUCCUUCGCGCGGGCAGGCGGUUGCUGAACGUGAAGGUGAAGCGACACGCGGACGGCAGACACCGGGAUAUCCACGAUGGUCAGUAGUAACA
Messenger RNA from Aspergillus heteromorphus CBS 117.55, 1744 nucleotides. RefSeq lists its product as uncharacterized. Bases 153 to 1739 code for a protein of 528 amino acids. Gene Ontology annotation, molecular function: FAD binding. Lineage: Eukaryota; Fungi; Ascomycota; Eurotiomycetes; Eurotiales; Aspergillaceae. The record is from RefSeq and is a predicted model, not a curated record. The transcript is spliced from 5 exons.